Messenger RNA from Papaver somniferum (opium poppy), 1035 nucleotides. RefSeq lists its product as uncharacterized. The record is from RefSeq and is a predicted model, not a curated record. Lineage: Eukaryota; Viridiplantae; Streptophyta; Magnoliopsida; Ranunculales; Papaveraceae. Gene Ontology annotation, molecular function: protein binding. Bases 68 to 685 code for a protein of 205 amino acids. The transcript is spliced from 2 exons.
AACCCUAGAUCUAUCCAUCUCUCUUUUUCUGUAAAUCUCCUUUACUUCUGUUGAACAAAAGUUUCCAAUGGAGCUCCCAGAAGACAUCAUGCUAGACAUCUUAACACGUUUACCCACCGAAUCGAUUUUGGAAUCCAAAUUGGUAUCCAAAACUUGGAGAGAUGUUGUUCGCCAUCCAUUCUUCUCUCAAAAGCAUUCAAAUCGUCUCUUAUCUGCCGCUGAUGAUUCAGGUGCCUUUGCAGAUGAAGCUAUUCAUUGGAUAGACACAAAUAAGAAACAAACGCUGAUGUCCUUCGAUUUGGUUGAUGAAAAGUUUCGUGAAAUUUCAUUAGCCACACUCCCACAACAUGUAUACCUUAAACCUGUUGGGGCUUUGGGUGAUAGUUUGAUGUGUGUCAAUAAUAUGAGAGAUGGUGACACAUGGUUAUUAAAGGAAAAGGAAAAUGGUGACAUGAAGUGGGAGGUGGAUUACAAGUCAAUAAGCUGCAGUCAAGGGUUUAACUUUGGUGGUAUGGAACCAUUUGCAGUUACAAACAAUGGUGUAGUUCUGUGUUUCAGAGCGAGAGCCACAAAUACCACUGUCCAUCGUUAUGACUUAAAAUUUUCAUCUCUGGAAGUGCUUGUCAGUCUUGAUAAAAAAUGUAAUGAUUCACCAUUUCCUCACAUGAAAACUUUAGUUUCAUAGAAAGCUUUAGGAGAAGAAAAUACGAGAAUACCACAACUUAUAGUCGUCUUUUCUGGAGAUGCUUGUCACAUGAAAGCUUUAGCUGUAGAAGAAGAAAAUACGGAAAGAAUGGAGUCAAGUUUGGAGACAAAAAGAAAUGAUUAGAAAGGACAAGCAGCAUUUGUAAGGAAGAAGUCCUUAAGGAUACAUACUGGUUUCAUUUUGUGACUGGUUAGUAUAUACAUGGAACCGUUUUUUGAAUCCUAUUUAAUUUACAAUGUGUUAGUUUGUUGUAGUUGUUUUUCUUUCUUGCAUUAUCCAUCACAUCUUUAUCUAGUGUAUUACUGUUAUUUAACAUGGAGUUGAGCUAG